Messenger RNA from Stegastes partitus (bicolor damselfish), 1735 nucleotides. Its product is annotated as [Pyruvate dehydrogenase [acetyl-transferring]]-phosphatase 1, mitochondrial-like. Gene Ontology annotation, molecular function: [pyruvate dehydrogenase (acetyl-transferring)]-phosphatase activity; cation binding. Lineage: Eukaryota; Metazoa; Chordata; Actinopteri; Pomacentridae. The transcript has 5 exons. Gene Ontology annotation, cellular component: mitochondrion. Gene Ontology annotation, biological process: protein dephosphorylation. The record is from RefSeq and is a predicted model, not a curated record. The coding region runs from base 1 to 1560 and encodes 519 amino acids.
AUGUUGGGAAGAACAGGAAGCUUUGGUGGACGCUGCAGGUUUGAACUCCAGCAGUGCCGCUCCCUGUCCUCCCCUCCCCCUCCCCCUCUGCCUCAGCUGCCUGGACUCCAUUUCCCUUCAGGCAGCAGGAGGUACAGGGCGGGGCAGGAGGCGGGGCAGGGGGCGGGGCAAAUGAGUUCAGCUCAGACCGACCGGAUCUUAAAGGCCAACGAAUACAGCCACACCCUUCCCAGAGGCCCCGCCUCCCAUGGUGUCCUGGGUUUCCAUAGCAACACACUGCCAUCCAACCACCCAGGAGAGGAUCGUCGGAGCAGCGCCACCUGCCUGCCGGGCCGCGGCGGCAUCCUGUUCGGAGUGUUCGACGGUCACGCCGGGCCAGCCUGCGCCCACACUGUCAGCCAGAGGCUCUUCUACUACAUCGUGGUGGCGACGCUACCGCUGAGGACGCUGGCAGAGCUGGACCGGGCUGUGGAGGAGGAGCGGGCGGUACCGCCAUUGCUCGAGUGGCACAAACACCCUCAAGACCACAGCUGGACUGACGGAGGUGCGAGCUCCUUCCACAGUCUGAGAAACUACUGGCAGGAGAGACUGGAGGUCGAAGACGAGGACGAAGAUGAGGAGGACAACAGCAGAGUGACAUCAGCGCUGGUCAACGCUUUCCGUCGCCUUGACUACGACCUGUCUGUGGAGGCUCAGGUCCACCUGUCCAUGUCAUCGCCCAGACGGGUGUCUGUUCCUGGGGAAGGCCUGCCUCUGUCCUCCCCCCUCCGGGUGGCGCUGUCUGGUAGCACGGCCUGCGUUGUCCAUGUUUCCAACGGCAUCCUACACGUAGCCAACCUGGGUGACAGCCGGGCCGUCCUGGGCGUCCAGGAGCCGGACGGCCGCUGGUCAGCGAUCAGCCUAACCAACGACCACAAUGCACAGAACCCCGACGAGCUCCAGAGGGUUCUGGAGGAACACCCGCCGUCGGAGCGGAGGACGGUGGUCCGCCACGACCGCCUGCUGGGUCUGCUGCUGCCCUUCAGGGCGUUCGGUGACGUGCGCUUCAAAUGGAGCGCAGAGAUGCUGAGUCGAGUCUACGAGACUCGACCAGAUCUCAUGUCUGCGGUCAACGAGGCAGUCCGGACGCUGCCGCCGCACUACCUGACCCCGCCCUACCUGAGCGCCCAGCCGGAGGUUACGAGGCACCAAAUCACACCUGCAGACAAGUUCCUGGUGCUGGCGACGGACGGACUGUGGGAGCUGAUGCACCGACAGACGGUGGUUCAGCUGGUUGGGGAGCAGCUGGCAGGCCUUCAGCAGCAGAGACCCAUAGUUCCUGGCAUGGGCAUGACGCUGGGUGGCCUGCAGCGCCUCCUGUGGGAGCGGAGAGGCCGUGUCCUGUCGGUGCUGGAGGACCAGAACGCCGCCACCCACCUGCUCCGCCAUGCGCUGGGCGACGACGGCUACAGAGCUGUGGCCCCAAACCGCCUGGCCAAGAUGUUGAGUCUUCCAGCAGACCUGGCCCGCAGGUACCGUGAUGACAUCACCAUCACUGUCGUCCACCUGAACGAGCUUUAACACCUGAAGAAGCGUACCUGCUCAGCCGCCAGGCAGGUGACCAAUCAGCAGUAGGCGUGCUCACUCCAUCCUUCCUCUGUCUGAAUAAACACAACUCCUUCUUUUCCUAAACAUGAGGUGUUUCUGGUAUUUUGUCCACACCGUCUGACUACCGUUCCUCAUAAACUGGACACAC